Molecule: messenger RNA, 1593 nt
Organism: Haliotis rubra (blacklip abalone)
Lineage: Eukaryota; Metazoa; Mollusca; Gastropoda; Lepetellida; Haliotidae
Product: flavin-containing monooxygenase FMO GS-OX4-like
Exons: 6
Coding region: 234-1541 (435 amino acids)
Molecular function (GO): flavin adenine dinucleotide binding; N,N-dimethylaniline monooxygenase activity; NADP binding
Source: RefSeq, a predicted model, not a curated record
UGUCUGUUUAUGUUUUCUCUGAUAGUUAGUCUGGGUAUCAAUCUGAUUUGCUCGAGUAACUAGGAACAACUUUAGCUGCACGCGUAUUGUACGGGUUCACCUUACAUGGUUUUAUGAUACUAAACAUGUCGACGGUUAAUUAUCAGUGCGUAUCCAAUACUAGCUUCGCGCGAUGCACAUAUGAGCAGCACAUGGACGGGCUCGGAUGGUUUUACGAGAUCGUGUAGUCCAAUAUGGUGAUCCGUGUGGCAGUUAUUGGAGCAGGGGCGGCUGGAGUGUGUGCCAUGCGGCAUCUUCUGGCUCGGUCCGAUGUGUUCGAGGGAGUGUGUUUCGAGCAGUGUUCCCAGCUGGGGGGCAUGUGGAUCUACAGGGAAAAUGCCUUUGCUGAUGAGAAUGGAGCGCCAAUGUUGGCUUGUAUGUAUAAAAACCUCAAAACCAAUAUCCCGAAGGAGAUUAUGGACUAUCCGGACUUCCCCUUCCCGAAGAACCUGCCAUCCUUUGUGCCCCAUGAGACGGUGCUGCGGUACCUACAGGACUACGCUGAACACUUCAACGUAACAGGCAGGAUAAAGUUUAAAACUCGAAUUGAGCGUGUAAGCCCAGUCAAGGGAGACAACUCUGGGAAAGUCCGAUGGGAAGUGACCUACAGUGAUGUUAUUGAUAAAGAGAACCGCACCACUGAGAUGUUUGAUGCUGUCAUGGUUUGUAUUGGAAAAUCAAUGAUUCCACGAAUACCUGAGCAUCCUGGCCAGGACACUUUCAAGGGUAAGAUCCAGCACAGUUGUAGUUACCGAGUACCAGAGCCGUUCAGGGGCCAGCGAGUUGUGUGUCUUGGUGCACAUAUGUCCGGGCUGGAUCUGGCAAUCGAGAUCAGCAGUGUCGCCGACAAGGUUUUCCUAAGCCAUAACAAAGACAAACUGAAGACAAUCCUUCCUGCCAAUGUCACUGAAGUCAAAGGAAUUAAGUCCUUCAAUACACACUCAGUUGUAUUCUUAGAUGGGCAGGAACAGCAGGUGGAUACUGUCAUCUUCUGUACAGGAUAUAAAAAUACCUACCCCUUUCUCACAGAUGACUGCCAUGUCAAAGUGCAGGCAGGCAGUAGAGUUACCCCCCUUUACAAACACCUCAUUCACACUGAAUUCCCGUCCUUGACCUUUGUAGGACUCUGUAAGAUGGUGAGUCCUUUCCAGGUCUUUCACCUCCAGAUUCUUGUAGUGAUGGCCAUGCUGGAGGGGAAACUGACGCUACCUUCGAAGGAAGAAAUGGACCAAGACACUGAGAAAGAUUUUCAGGAGCACUUAGCCAGUGGUCUGCAAGUUCAUGAUGCACAUAGUCUUGAUGACCGUCAGUGGUCUUACAAUGAUCAGUUGGCUGAUCUGGCCAACUGUCAGCAGCUUCCAAGAGUGAUUGAGAAAAUCUGGAACAAGUAUCAAGCUAUGCUUCACGAAAACUCCCUGACUUACAGAAACAUGAACUUUCUCAGGACCAGUGAUGAGUCGUUUGAUGUGGUUUGCCAAAACGGUGUCUCACAUAUUAUCUGACAGUCUGAACUCUCCAUUUGUUGUUUAUGGACUUAACAAACUAUCAAGAUCA